This is a messenger RNA of Teleopsis dalmanni, 1491 nucleotides long. Its product is annotated as probable serine/threonine-protein kinase clkA. The record is from RefSeq and is a predicted model, not a curated record. Gene Ontology annotation, cellular component: cytosol. Bases 96 to 1403 code for a protein of 435 amino acids. Gene Ontology annotation, molecular function: mRNA binding. The transcript has 5 exons. Lineage: Eukaryota; Metazoa; Arthropoda; Insecta; Diptera; Diopsidae.
CAGUUAUCGAUAAAUAUUACAAUUGUUUUCUUUAUCGUGACGACGCUUCGGUAUUAAUAUUUUCGGAUCUCAUUACAUUUUUCACUUUGUAAAUUAUGCCACCCCCUAUUAAGAUUUUCGUUGGAAGUUUACCCCAAGGCUCAAAGCCGCAUGAAUUACGUAUGCUCUUCGAGGUGUAUGGUGUUGUGGUAGAGUGUGAUGUUAUGAAUCGUUGUGGCUUUGUGCAUAUGCAAACCAUUGAUAUGGCCAAAAAUGCCAUUGCAGCAUUAAAUGAUAGCGACUUUAAGGGACAGAAAAUUAUUGUCGAAGAAGGACGCCCAAAAAAUAAAGCAAUUACAGGUACUGUUGGAACCGAAAGUAAUCACAACAAUAUGAAUGAUAAUUUAAAAGGAUCAGGUAAUAAUAGAGGCUUUAACAAUAACAAUAAUAACCGUGGAAGAAAUAGAAAUUUCAAUGGCGGUUCUACACGAAAUAAUAAUUACAAACAACGCAGUGCACCAUAUACACAACAACCACCCAACAGAAAUAAUUUCACUGGUGAUCCUCAAAAAAAUGAUAGAUUUAAUAGAAAUCAAGGUGGCAAUUUUAAUCAAGGUCCACAAAUAAAUUUCAUGCGUAAUCAAGAUUCAAGGGCAGGUCCAGGUCCAACAAAUAAUCAAUUCGGCAAUAACAACAAUGCAACAACAGGAGGCUUUCGUAACCACAAAAAUGACAACAAUUUUGGUUCUAAUGCUAAUCAAAGAAACACAAACAAUGGUAAUGGUCAGUUCGGUAGAUCAGGUCGUCCAAAUCAUGCUAAUUUACAAGAUAGACGUGGUUUUGCUUUACCUAAUGCAAAUCAUCAGCAACAAAGUCAAUUUAAUAGUGGAAACGGUAAUCAAUUUAGCCGUGGUGGUAAUCAAUUUAAUGAUGGCAAUCCAAUCAAUAAUCCUAUGAGAAAUCCUAAUCAGUUUAGUCGUGGUAAUAAUCAAUUUAAUGAUGGCAAUCCGAACAAUAACCCGAUGAGAAAUGGUAAUCAGUUCAGUCGUGGUGGUAAUCAAUUAAAUGAAGGCAAUUCAACCAAAAAUCCAUUUCAACGAGUAGGUGUUAAUAUGGGCGGUGCAGCACCCAAUAAUAGUUUACAUGGUCAAAAUAUGUUCUCGCAACCACCAAAUUUACAAAACAAAAUGGGAACCAACAAUAAUUAUAGAAAUAAUCGUGGUGGUCCUUAUAAUCGAAAUCAAGGCGAUUUCAAUAACAGACGUGCCGGCGGCGGAACUGGUUUCAGCGGUGGUAGUGAUAGAAAUGGAAAUUCAUUCAAUCAAAACUUUCGAAAUAACAAUGCAGCCGGAAAUGGUAGAAAUAAUUUCCAGAAAAACUUUCCACAGCCGCCUAAUUCUCAAAAUUUUGGACUUGGAAAUUGAUUGAAGAAUUCUAAGUACCCAUUUGUGAAUGGAAUUCAACAUUUUUGAGAAUAUUUUCUAAAUAACACAUAAUUGUGUUAUAUAUUGU